AAAGAGUUAACAUUUCCAGUCCGGUAUGACUUCAGACUUGCUUUUGUAAUGUUGGUCAAAUAACUUGAUAAGUCAUAAUUGGUUUCUGAGGAACUGUCUGAAGUUUUACCAUAGAGAAGAGUAUCUCCAGAUUACACAGAGCUAUGUUGCAGUCAGAGGGCAGAUAUUCGGUGUGUUUCCCAGGAAAGCACUAAACUGCUGAUAAAUAUAAAGUAUUUCAUAUAGAAAGAUGGGACAUUUGGAGGGUAAAGUUCAGUAUAUAAGCAGAUGUUAUCGCUGUGUUAAAUAUAAGGCAUGGUGGAGAGGAACACUGUGCAUUCAGAAACUGAAGUUAGUUAUGCAAGAGGUGCUGUGCCUAUAGGGGAAAUGUAAGACAUGUUUUACAGGCAAUGCGCUUCAUUUGGGGAAAUGGAAGAGGAUUCAAUAAGUUUUUACUUUAGGCUUGCUGAUGCUCAGAAUCUGCCAAAUCUAAAACAGUUGCUACAGUCUGGAAUAAACCCACAAAAAAGAACCUUAGAACUUCUCAGCUGGGCCUGUUUAUCAAAAAACCUAACCAUCAAAAGUUUGGGGAAAAAGGGGUAUGAAGAAAUCCAGGAACUCACUGGGUUCACAACUCCCUCUGCUGCUACCCCAGACUUCUUGUUUGAGAUUGUCUAUUGUGAUCAGAUGAAUGCCAAGUUUGAGGAAACCAAAGGAGAUCGAGAUCUCAUCUAUGCAUUUCAUGGGAGCCGACUCGAGAAUUUUUACUCUAUAAUUCAUUGUGGUUUACAGUGUCAUUUAAACAAGACCUCUUUGUUUGGGGAAGGAACUUACCUUACCAGUGAUCUGAGCUUGGCUCUUCUGUACAGUCCCCAUGGUAAUGGCUGGCACCAAAGUAUUCUGGGACCUGUCCUUAGCUGUGUUGCAGUUUGUGAGAUCAUUGACCAUCCUGAUGUUAAAUGCCAAGUUAAAGGAAAAGAUGCUGGUGGCAUAGAUCGCCGAAGAGCAAGGGUCCGGAACAGUGAAGGUGGCGAUGUUCCACAAAAGUACUUUGUGGUCACAAACAACCAGCUCCUGAGAGUAAAAUACCUGCUCAUUUAUUCUGAGAAACUACACCGAAGAAGACCCACAAAGCAACCAUCCUGGAUCUCUCGGCAUAGUUUUAUAGUAAUGAUGAUGCUGUAUUUGUUGCUGCUGAUAGCUAUUGGUGCCUGUAACUCACCAACUUUCCAGUAUUACUGGAAUCGAUUUCUUGAAUCAAAGCGAUGAGUUUGUUGCUGCAAUGUUGUUUACUGCCCAAACCAUGGAUAUGCACUACACUAUUUACCUGAAGCCUUAGACACCGCUGUUGCAGAAAGACACAAGUCUGGACCAAGAAAAAUUUAAUUUACAAAAAAACUAUAGACAAUUUGCUGUGCCAAGAAUGUUGUUUAGACUUUGGAAUUCCUGUACUGUGUUAUGGUUAUAUUUAGUUCUGAAUAGUCUAUACUUUGUCUUGCCCAUGGGUAAUGACUGAUUGUGUUAGGAAAUGUAGCUGUUUUGUUUCCAAUUUUGCAUGAGGCUGUGAUUUUUCACCCCUUUGCUUAAUCACAUGCCUUUUGCAUUGGCCCCCCCAAAUAGUCAGUGCUUAAGAUGGAAAUGAAAUCUCCAGUGCAUCUUAUUGACAAUACACCUCCUAUACAUUGGAGGCGAUUUGAACCACUGCAUUUGGAAUUAUACUGUCCAUUUUAAAAUUCUGACCUUGGUAGCUGUUGGCGAGAAGACAUCAUUGUGGCCCUGAAGUGAUCCAACUACAAGAUAAGGACAUUAGGAAAGCUUUAUUUGUUCCACUGUGAUACAAGUCUCAUUAGCAGAUGGUUUUCCUCAUAUCCUAAGAAAGCUAUUUUAUACAUUCUGUCCAGUAAUAGUUUUAUAUAUAGUAUAUUUGGCAUCAAAAGAGCUGCAGUGUCCCAGUAACCAGCUCGUCGUUUGUUCUCCCCACAUUCUUUUCCAAAAAUUCCACAGUGAAAUCCUUGGGGAGUAAACAAGGGCUAUGAACAGUAAAAAAUGCACAGUGAAUAAUUUUUGUACUGUAUUAUACAUUUUAUAAUCCUUGGAAUGAAAUGUCAUACGGAGUUUGAUGUUAGUACGUUGUAAAAUUGUAACUUGCCCACCAGCUUUCAAAAUAUACAAUGUAUCCUGCAUGAAUUGCAGUCAAAACUUUCUUGCUUUUAAGUAUAAACCCAAAGGUCUAACAGAUCAGAUAUAAAGGGCAGCUUUUAGGCUGUAAAGUAAGUUUAUCUUCUUUGAGUUGCUAAAGUUAUUUCGGUCAAUGUUACCUGCAGCUUUAAUGGCUUUUGCAUUAACACCCACUCCUGUAACCCAACAUGUGGGGAUUAUUUAUCUAUUUCUAUUAUAGUUAUCACACAAUUUAAUGAGAUACUCUUUGUGUACUAUGGGAGGAAUACCAGGGUUAAUGAGCAUUUCCAGUCUGUAAAUUUUCUAAAGUGUAAUUUUAGAUUUUGUUGACACUAACAUAUAGCAUCAAUAAAUUUGAAUUAGGAAAUGAGAUGUUUAGCAAACUGAUUCCCUCCAUUGUUAUGUUCCAGUACUGCUUCAUCUAAUAACAUUGAAUACACCGAAAAUCAAAUCAAAACAGGCCUAUUUGCUUUGUUCUGGUUGCAGUUUACCUCAGCAUAGAUCACUUUCUUACUGUUUCUUGAUAUUUGGUUACCAGUUAGAUAUUGAAUCUGGUAUAAUUUCAAUGUUAUGUCUUUGAUAGCUCGAAUUUUGUAUCUUGUUUAUUUAAAGGGAAAUUGUUACUUAAAUACCUUUUAUCAUUUAUACUAUUUUGUAAAAAAAAACUGUUCAUUUUGGUGAGGGGCUGGGUGUUUUGCUUUUGAGCACUUUCUAGAAUAUAUUUCCAGAUUCUGAGUAUUUAAUACAGCAGUUAGUUAUUUACUAAAACCUAUUGUACUAACUCCCUAGUAAAAGUUAUAAUGGAAACCUAUACGCUACCUGUCUCUGCACUAAUUAACAAGGGGCCAUAUCCAGGAGCUUUUAAACUUCUUGGUGUUGUUUUCAUAUGUCUUUUACAUUGGUGUAAGAAUAUAAAUGAAAUAGAUCAGGAAGUAUGAUGAUUUGAAGAAAACAAAUUCAUUUUUCACCCAUGUGCAGAAUUACAAUGACGUUGAUUAUUCAAAUCUGACCCAAUGUUCCCUUAGUCAAUACGAAUAGGACAAUCAUCAAGUAUUUCGUAAUGAAUGCUUACAUUGAACCUUGUGCUUUAAGAUACUCCCAGUAUUUUUGCACUGCUAAAUCAGUAAACCACUGAAUCACUUUCUGUAUGACUUUGUGGUAUCCUGCAAGAAUCUAUUUUGGAGUCUAAACUAUUCGCUGUAUUUUUCUUUUGAAGACUUGAAUGAUGGGAUAGAAAGCCUUAUAUAUAAAUUUGCUGAUGAGACACAGGCAACUUUGCAAAAGCUAUAGAUGGAAUCAUUACAUUACCAAGAGAUAUUGCUAGAUUCAGUGAAUUGUAAAAUGAGUUUUUCAUUAGGUAAUUAUGAGAAUAUCCAUUUUGAAUCUAUAACAAAUAGAAGAUGGUAUUUUCUAAAUGUGGAAAAGUUAGAAAUGAUGCAACUCCAAAGAGACUUGGGGAUCCAGAUAAAUAAAUUAUUAAAUUGUCAUGAAUGGGUGUUGAAAAUUAUCCAAAAGGCAAAUGGAGUGACAUUCUGUUAAACUGGAGGACUCUGGUACACUGGGAGAAGUCAUUUCUCACCAAGCAAAGUACACACCUGGAGUAAUGUGUGAACCUCUCAACACUAGGCCUUGAUCAGUAUGUAUUGGUUCUGGAGGGAGUACAGUGUAGAUUUACCAUAAGAAGACAUGGACUCGCUUAAAUUAGGAGGGAAGAUUAGGGUCAUUAUUCCUUGGAUAGAAGGUUAAAAGGUGAUUUUAUUUGAAGCUUUCAAGAUGUCAGGGUGAACUGAUGGUUGAUUUUGUCUAUGCUAUUUAUACUGUUCAGUAAACUAGGGCUAGGGGCCAGAGUGUAAAAAUUAGAGCCAGACCUUAUAACAGUGAAAUAAGGAGACGCUUUACACCAAAUAUGCUAGAAGCUUGAAGUACUUUCUGCAAAUGGCAUUUCAUCACUUGUUAAUUUUAAAUUUUGAGAGAUUGGUUCACCAAAGUGUUGAGGGAUAUGGGGCAAAAGCAAGGAUAUGGAUUUGGGGACAUAAAGAGGCACAAAAUUAUGUUGACAUGAAUUAACUCCAUCCCCUGCCCAAGGAAAAGCUGGCAGCCAGUUGACUGGCCAGUUAGAAGUUUGCUCUGUACUGCUGUGGGCAAGCAGGCUAAAUGAGCUUCGAAUGGGACUUUGGCCUCUCAGCGAGAUGAAGCCUAAAUUCUGGAGCUGUCAGCUCCAAAGAUCCUGGUCAUGCCAGUGCCCUGUAGCGGGCACUCCCAGGUUGGCAGGCUUAUUGAAGACAAUGAAUUCUCGAUCCAGCUUAAUCCAAGGAUGUGGAGUAAUGGUUUUCCUCCCCUUAAGUUUUUUUCCCCCCCAACUAUGUGAGACAGCAGCUUCCACAUGCUGAUUGGUAUGUACAGAAUCACUCAGCAGUCGUGCAAUGUUAAUUUUGGAGCUGUACCUUUUAUAGCAGUCCUGGGAGAGUGUUAGUGGGUGAAUUUUAACAGAUAUGCGGGUAGGAUGGAAAUGAGGAGGACUUGCUAUCUUCUCAGAGGAUGGACUUGGGGCACCUCUGGUGCAUAUGGGGCACCCUCCAAUGACAAUAACCCCUCCUUUCCACAGUUUUUACGCCUUUUUUUAAAAAAAAAACAAUUCCAUUCCUAUCUGACUGCUCAUGCCAACUGUAUUAUGGCAUGGGUAGUGGAAUAUUUAGAUCCAGAGAGCCUUUAGCAAUCUCUGGCUUUAACAUACGGUGGCUGAGCUGCAAUUUUGACAACCAAUCGUCCUUUGUUCUUAGGGUGAACCUGGAGGUGGAUGGGAAGGUGAGCUAGACAUUUCCCUCUCACCUAACACAUGCUUGCCGAUGGCACAGAAUCUCAGCCCCUCGGUGCUCAUAGUCGGUGUCCUGUAGGUCACUUUUGAUGGGAGUUCCAUCUGCUUCCCUAUGGCUUGUUGUGAGACCAUAGAGGACUUGUGUCUUUGGGCCCUCUGAGUACAGUUUUCACAUUU
Molecule: messenger RNA, 5149 nt
Organism: Chiloscyllium plagiosum (whitespotted bambooshark)
Lineage: Eukaryota; Metazoa; Chordata; Chondrichthyes; Orectolobiformes; Hemiscylliidae
Source: RefSeq, a predicted model, not a curated record